Molecule: messenger RNA, 2430 nt
Organism: Ostrea edulis (European flat oyster)
Lineage: Eukaryota; Metazoa; Mollusca; Bivalvia; Ostreida; Ostreidae
Exons: 11
Coding region: 238-2148 (636 amino acids)
Molecular function (GO): nucleic acid binding
Source: RefSeq, a predicted model, not a curated record
GUUUAUGUUUUCCGGAUGUUUUGAGUCUUGACGUUCAUCCAUGAUAAAUGAUUGAAAUUGUUGAAAACAAGGCUUAGAGUGCUGCUGUUUCCUGUUGUCAACAGCUAUCACAGGUUUCUGAUUCACAAGGUAGUCAAGGGUUUCUCAGAGCUCCAUAGUUUCUCCAUAGGACAGGGUGACACUCGAAGAACUGUUGUUACAAAAGUUCAGAGGCUAGACCAGGAAGACCCGUGGUCCAUGUCUUCCCUUCGACCUCAGUCAUCCAGGGGGAGAGGAAGAGGUCGUCAUGGGAGUCCAGGUGUCAACACAAAUGUGACGGCUAGAGAACCCACAAGAGACCACAGUCCUAAAGAUAACCAGUCUCCUGCUGCUGGUGGUGGGAACAGACACAGACAAAAGAAACCAGAGGUGCAAAGGUAUGUCCCUAGAGGGCGUCGCCUAUUGAACCAACAAGACGAAGAAGCCAAAGUAGAGCAGGUGGGAAAUUGCGGCAGUUCAAAUUUGUCUGGCAAGGGAGAUAAUUCACCAAUAAGGAAUGAAGACCAGCAAAAAGAUGUCAAGAAAAGAACAAAGAACGAAGUUUACAUUCCACCAGGAAGAAGGGCAGUCAAAGAGCCAGAGAAUCAGGAAUCAGAAAGUGAUACCAAAAAGGAAGGAAGUCAGUUUGAAGAUGCUGAUGUUAAUGCAAUUUUAACAAGUGAAUCUUCAGACCAGAAAUUUACAGAUGAUUCCCACCAUGAAAUCAAGGAACUUUCUCCCGCCAAUAGAACUAUAGAUAAUAUUGUACUAGUGGGGAAUGAAAGAAUUCAUAACUCAGAAAGUAUACCACAAGAUAAUGUAGAUAAAGCUUGUGUAGGGUUGCUCAAUGACUGUGAUAAAAUGGAGGGUACAGUGGAUCUAAAUGAAGAAGACAAAAUAGAUGUCGAUUCAAAUCAUGGUGACCAUAUGGAAUGUGAAGAUAGCUUAAAUGAAAAUGAAACUGAGAAAGAGAAAGUUGUGGAAGACACAAGUGAAAGUGAAAGGACUAGUGUACAGCCUAAAGAGUUGUUAAAGGAAACAGUAGAAGCCAUAAAGACAGAAGAUCAAGAAGUGAACAUGGAAGAUACAGAUGACAUUCCAUUGAAUUGGGAUGAUGAUGUAGAGGAGAGCAAUGAAGCAGAAGAAAGGGAUUUGGCAGAAGGCAGGAAGCAGAAAAGUGGAAAAGCUAGUGAGGAAAGUGUGAAGCAAGAAGUGAAAGGACAAGUAAAUCAAGCAAGUGAAGCCAAGUCAGAAAGUAAGAAAAUAAAACUGAAGAAGAUGAAAAAGAAAAGUAAGGUGUCAAAUGAAAGUAAGGCGGAGGAGGAGACGCUUUCUGUCGAAAAGAAAGGCAAGAAGAAGUCCAGCAGAUCCAACAUUAGUGUGUUCGAUAUGAUGAAUAUGCAUGAGUUGCAAGAGGAGAAAAAGGAAGAUAUGAAGGUGGAGACAAAAGUGGAAGUGGUACCAGAAGUGGAUCCUCAAGAGGAUACACCCAAGGGGGAUAACUCUGAUGAAGAGGGAGAUUCUUGGGAUAAAAUGUUUGAUGAUGAUGGAGAAUGUUUGGACUCUAAUAGCAUUGAUGAGUUAACAAAGACAGUGGGCAAAGUAAAGAUUGAAAAAGCCACUAUCAAUUAUUUGGAUUUUUCACCCAAAGAACCUGACUUUGACGAAAUGAACCAUGUGAUAGAAAUAUACGAUUUUCCUGCCGAGUUUAAGACUGGGGAUCUUCUUUCCAUUUUCUCUCAGUUUAACAGCAAGGGUUUCGACAUCAAAUGGGUGGACGACACACAUGCCCUGGGGGUGUUUUCUAGUGCAAUUGCAGCUCAAAAUGCCUUGAAGCUCGUACAUCCACUGUGUAAGUUUGGACCAUUGUCAGAAGCAAGCAAAGCCUGCAAAGCUAAAGCCAAAUGCUCAGUAGAAUUUCUCCAGCCCUACAAGCCCCGACCUGAGACGACUGCCAUGACAGCCCGGAGACUCGUGACCGGGGCCCUGGGCAUUGCCCCAAAGGUUUCCAAAGAACAGAGAGAGCUAGAGAGAAAAAGACUCAAGGAAGCUAAAGAAAAGAAGAGAAACGACAGGAAGCAGAGGGAGGAUAUCUGGGAAGGAACGAUAUCAUCGAACAGUUCUUCAUGAGUCGUACUGUAAUGAAAGUAAUGGACUAUACCAUCGAACAAUUCUUCACGAGGCAUACUACAGUUAUUAGAUAGAUUAGAACAAAUCAACAAAAUUACUUGGAUGGAACUAGGAACUAGAAGCUUUUAGAUGGAACUACAAGUUUUUACAUGAACUCUGACAAUGCACAUGUUUGUCUGCAUAUAGCGAGUGGGGACAGUCAGUGUGAUAAAAAUGACUAAAACUACAGAGAUCUAUCAUGUGUAAACUGUCUUUUUUAUAUACAGAGUGAACAAAAUUUCA